CGGACAAAGGCGGCGGCGAGGCCCUGCAGCUCGCCGCCAUUUUGCGCAGCGGGCGCUGAGGAGCGGCAGCCGCGGCCCGAGCAGCUCUUCUCCCCUCUCCACCACCACCAUGUCGCGGGAUCGGUUCCGUAGCCGUGGCGGCGGUGGAGGCGGCUUCCACCGGCGCGGCGGAGGCGGCGGCCGCGGCGGCCCCAAUCACGAUUUCCGCUCCCCGCCGCCCGGCAUGGGCAUGGGCCAGAACCGGGGCCCCAUGGGGGGCGGCCCGCAGGGUCCGGGCGGCCCGCCGGGCGGGGGCCCGAAGCCCGAGCCUCCGAAGCCGCCAGCGUCGACCUCUGCUCCGCCUUCUUCGUCUUCUUCGGCCGCCGCCACCACGGCGGGGCCCGCCGGCAGCCAGGCCGGCCCCGGAGCGCCUCCGCCGUCCGCGCUGCCCUCGGGGCAGCCGCCACAGCAGCAGCCCCCGGUGUCGACGCCUUCUUCGGCUCCUUCCGGCCCAGGCGGGCAGCCGCAGCCCAAGCCGAGCCCCAGCCCUACCCCGGCCGGCGGCCCUAAGAAAGGACAAGGACAGUCGCCCGGCGGCGGGCCCAAGGGACCGGGUGGCCCCCAGCAGGGGCCCGGCGGGCCGCACAAGGGCGGGCCGGGGCACCGCGGCGGGCCGGGCGGGGAGCCGCGCGGGCGCGGGCAGCAGCACCAGGGACAGCAGAGCCUCUCCUCGCAACAGGGCCCGGCCGGCGGCGGCGAUAAGCUCUCGGACGAGGGAUUUAAAGCAAACCUCUCCCUUCUGAGGCGACCCGGGGAGAAGACCUAUACUCAGCGUUGCCGCUUGUUUGUGGGGAAUUUGCCUGCUGAUAUAACAGACGAAGACUUUAAAAGACUGUUUGCCAAAUAUGGGGAGCCAGGAGAGGUUUUUAUCAACAAGGGGAAAGGCUUUGGAUUCAUUAAAUUGGAAUCCAGAGCUCUUGCAGAAAUUGCGAAGGCAGAACUGGAUGAUACCCCCAUGAGGGGUCGACAGCUUCGUGUUCGGUUUGCCACACAUGCUGCUGCGCUCUCAGUGCGUAAUCUUUCACCCUAUGUGUCCAACGAGUUGCUGGAGGAGGCUUUUUCCCAGUUCGGUCCAGUGGAAAGAGCUGUUGUGAUUGUAGAUGAUCGAGGUAGAUCAACAGGAAAAGGCAUUGUUGAGUUUGCAUCAAAGCCAGCUGCAAGGAAAGCCUUUGAACGGUGUACUGAAGGAGUGUUUUUGUUGACGACCACUCCUAGGCCAGUUAUUGUGGAACCAUUGGAACAACUGGAUGAUGAAGAUGGUCUUCCAGAAAAGCUUGCUCAGAAGAAUCCAAUGUAUCAAAAGGAAAGAGAGACUCCUCCCCGCUUUGCUCAGCCUGGCAGUUUUGAGUUUGAAUAUUCCCAGAGGUGGAAAUCUUUAGAUGAAAUGGAAAAACAACAGAGAGAGCAAGUAGCAAAAAACAUGAAAGAUGCCAAGGACAAACUUGAAAGUGAGAUGGAAGAUGCUUAUCAUGAGCAUCAGGCAAACCUUUUGCGUCAAGACCUCAUGAGGCGUCAGGAGGAGUUGAGACGUAUGGAGGAACUCCAUAAUCAGGAAAUGCAGAAACGCAAGGAAAUCCAGCUGAGGCAGGAGGAGGAGCGUCGCAGGCGAGAAGAGGAGAUGAUGAUACGUCAGCGGGAGAUGGAAGAACAAAUGAGAAGACAGAGGGAAGAGAAUUAUAGUAGAAUGGGUUACAUGGAUCCAAGGGAGAGAGACAUGAGAAUGGGUGGUGCCACCACAAUGAACAUGGGAGAUCCUUAUGCUUCUGCAGCCCAGAAAUUCCCACCUCUCGGAGGUGGUGGCGGCAUAGGUUAUGAAGCUAAUCCAGGAGUUGGCCAAGCAGCCAUGAGUGGUUCUAUGAUGGGAAGUGACAUGCGUCCUGAACGCUUUGGGCAGGGAGGUGCGGGGCCUGUGGGUGGCCAGGGUCCUAGAGGAAUGGGGCCUGGAACACCAACAGGAUAUGGUAGAGGGAGAGAAGAAUAUGAAGGCCCAAACAAAAAGCCCCGAUUUUAGAUGUGACCUGUAGUUUCAUUCCAGUUUGUUUUUGUCUGUCUUGUUUAGACACCAACUUUUUAAUUCUUGCAUUUUAGUAAGAAAGCUACGUUUUUAUGGAUGUUAGAAAACUUACUGACCUAAUAUUUGUAAGUGGUCUGUUUGGGCGAGUACAAUUUAAUUAUGUAAUGCAGUGUUUCAAAACAAACUUAGCUGUUUUUUUGAUGUAUAACGUCCCUAACUUGAUGGCAGUGUACCUUGUGCCACUGAAUUCCCAAAGUGUACCAACUUUUUUUUACUGUGCUUCAAAUAAAUAGAAAACUAAAUGUAGUAACUCUUCUUGCCAUUCGUGGUUAAACAUGAGGAGGCUAAAACCCACACCUUCCGCAGUAAACUGAGAGUCUUGAGGAGAGGUCAAACUAGACCAGGGUGUGGAAGUGCAGGGAAGAGUGAGAGCUCUUCCCCAAAUGCCUCUAUUUUAAGAUUGGGUCACACAGUAGCCUAACUUUGCAGUAGGUGCAGAUCUUUUUUUUUGAGCAUCAAUUGUGCUGCAAUAAGGAAGCAAAUGGAAAUCUUGCAAGUGCUGCAAGAUGCUCUAACUCAAGCUACACUGCGAGCAGUGCAGUAUGUAACCAUGUUCCUAUUUUAGCUAUGGAUAAUGGGUGGUGGGAUGGUAGCACUUACCACCUUGGCAGUUACUGCUUGGAAUCUUGUAAAGACUUUAAGCAGAAGACUAGCAAUGGUUAUUUUAAACUAAAUUGAUAGAAUGACUUGCAUUGGCUGACUUCCUAACUAAAGGAUUGUUAAUGUGAUGUUUAUAUGCUCUUAAGCUGUCUUGAGAUUACAGGAUCUGGCCUUGCUCCGUAUUGUAUACUUACCUGAAACUGCUUGGCAAAAAGACCAGAAGUGUUACUGUAGUGAUGAAGGGUAACUUGCUUAUGUCCUCAUGGUAACUGAGUGGACUAAUUCACCUAGUGCAGAAUACAAUCAUUUGUAUUAUGGGGCCUGCAGGAACUAUUCUUAAAUCGUGUAGCUGGUGGGCAAAUCCUAAAAAGCUGUAUGUAAAAUACAGAAAUCAGCUUGCUUGCAUGAUGGUUAUUGCUCUUAUUAUUGAUGUUUGGAGAUAAUGCAUCAAAAGUAGUAUCUGAAUCUGGAGUUUAAGAGUUAAUACUUCACAGUUCGAAUAAACUCCCUUGAAGGUUUUUUUUGUAGAAGAUCUGAUGAAUUCAUUAGCUUGCUGUUCAUUUUAUUAAGCCCCAGAAGAAUUUCAGAGCAUUCUGGACUCAUUGAUAAGGUAGUUUCUUUGCUUAUUAUUACACUGUACCAGCUAAGCUGGGAACGUGGCUUCCCAGUGUAAAAUACCUUGGUGUUGAGCAGGUUGACAUAUCCUGCAUUGGCACAAAGUAGGUAAAGUUAGUUUGGCUGUACCUUCACAUGAUUCCCCAACUACUGAGCAUUCUGUGAGUAGCUUUAAUAUCUUCCCAAGAUCUUUCCCAUUCCUUGUGCUGAGCAUUGGCUAAUUCUAAAUUCUAUACUAAAUUUUCUCUGCAGUUAAAACUUGGUUUCAGAUUGCAGUACUGUAGAGUGCAGGUGAUCCCUCUUGAAGUACUUGCUGCAAGUGCUGUUAUUCCUGAACUGAAAAAAUAGCCUGUUGGGAAAUGUUGGUACCAGGUAACACCGACUUGGAAUAUCAAGCGUGCUAAAGAGGGCCUCAGCUUGUUUGGUGAAUGCUGCUUAUUUUCCCAGAAAAGUUUGGGGGUUGAUAACAUGCUACAACAAUGAAUUGCUCUUCAGGAAAUUCCCAAUUGGCAGUUCCUAAACUGCAGAGCAAGUAUUUGGGAGUUACUUGUAUUGGAUACUUAGUUUAAAAAUCAGCAGGACCGAUGCAAUUUGCUCGAUUGAAGUAGUAUUAACCAAUGCCUUAUGUUUUGUGGCGGGUGUUCGUGGGACACCCACAAAAGGUGAAGGUGUCUGAGCUGGGGAAUUCUGAACAUAAACAUUAAAUUAAUUUUUUCAGUUUAUUUUUCAGAUUACAUGUCAUUCUUUAUUAAAGAGAUGCCGGUGCAUAUCCUAAAGUAUGUUCUUUUGUAGUUCUGUAACUUGGAAGAGUGAAGGAUGCUGAUGUCCUUGUACCUUACAGAGCUUGUCUUUUGGUACCCCUGUUUUGUACGUAAGCUCCCGUUGCUAGGUGUUAAAAAUAGCUGAGUUGCAGAACCAUGAUGAGUGAGUAUUGAAAGAUUUGGCAGUUUUCAAAACAUCUGCAAGUUGCGUUAAACCUAGCUUUGUUGUAGCUGCAGAAGCAGAACUUCUAAAACAAGCUCUGCUUUGAGUUGCAUGUAUUAAAAAGGCAUACAAUUAACUAGCCAACUGCUUUUUUCAAGCCCUUUUUUUUUUUUAAGGUGGUGUCUUAAAAGCUGGCAAACAUGUCAACUUUAAAAUCUGCUAAAUGUGGGAGGUGAGAAAGUUCUGUUCCUUUGAUCUGUUCCUCUGAGGCUUUGGACUUUUUUCAUAAAACCAGAUUUAUAUAAUUGAAUCUUUAAAACCAUUUAGAAAAGUGCUUCGUUGGCCAGACCUGUUUUUGGGCAGUCUGGAUCACGUAACACAUUUUUGGACUGGACUUGGAGGACGUUGGCUGUUGCAAUUUAGCUUGCUUAAUCAAAUUUGUGAGCCCAUUUUGACACUUAGAUCUCUAAAAACUGCAGCAUGUAGAAACUGGUAUCGUUAUACAGAGAUCUUCACCCUUUGAUCAGAAAUGAAUACAGAAUAACCUUCUGGUGUAGACACAUGACACUAAUCAUUUAUACGGCUGAUGAGAAACUGAAACUGCUUUUGAGAUUUUGUGGUAUUUUUGUGGUAGAAAAACUCUUGGCUUCUCCUUGGCAACCAUUUACUGUGGCAGCAAGUUUUUGCUGGAGUUUUGAGACUGCAAUUUACACUUGUAACUAGUGGCCUGCUACAUAACUGCACUUAGCCAGCAUUUCUGCAGUUCAUAACUGUGAGGAACGUAGUACCACAAAUGGCAAUGGACAUUAGGACCCGGAUGUAGUAUUCCUGCUUGCUCCAAGAUUCUCAUUGCCGACUGCGUACAGGUAGGUAACAAGCAAUAUAAUAUAACUUGGUGACUUUCUAUGUAAUCUUAUACUGUGGGUAUUCUGACAUCACACUUCUGACUGUGGAAUUACAGUGCAGCACUCUUCAUACCUGUAUGUUAAGCUUGCAUCAAAGCUCUGCGUGGUUUUCGGUUUUAAGCUUUGUCUUGUUCAGAGUCAAUAAGCAACUUACUGUGAUUCUUAGAUGAGUAUUUUCAGACCCGAUUCCUUUGUACAUACGACUCGGCUUGGGUGGAUUUUUCUUAGUUCUGAUGUAACGAAGAUACUCUUGGAUGAGCUUUGUGGGGAAGAGGGAACGUGAUCUUAAACUCACUUAACUGGGUGCUCUCCGUGCCUAGAAAAGGACUGUUUAAACUCUCUGCAGUGACAGCGUGGCCCAUCUACAGUGCAUCCCUUUGUAGAGUCUUGGCUCAUAGGAAAUGCCUUAGUAAUCACUGCUUUAGCCUUGUGUGCACUACGUGGUAGUCACUUCCACCUUGCUAAGAGUCAGCUUUGAGACUGAUUUAUGGAACGUUUUUAAGAUCAUACAAAUAAGUGCUUGAACGAUGAUCGCUGUGAGUAGCUUAUAGAGCUUAUUGGACAUUUCAGUUGUCUUUUUAAUCUUUGACAAGCAUAAUACAUUCCUCUGCCUUUAAUUGACAGUGAUGAGAGUCUGUAUUUCUGCCUCGUAGAGUCAUCUUGGUAGUGUACUGCUGAAUUUCAGUUUCAUCAUUCUUGGGGAUGUAAUUCUAAACACUUAAUUACUAGAAACACUGAAUUUAGUGCUCCAGAAUUAACAUGCUUAUGUUUCCAGACAUCCAGACAUGCUGAUCUCCAGCUCUUUUGCAUUAGCUCUUGAACCUGAAUUUCAAGGUCCCUUGUUUCAGCACAUGAUCUAGCUCUUGUCUGAUGUUCAGUUUAUUUCAGAGGUGUUGUAACGUGUUUUCCUGCUUGUUCUGCAAAGUUCUGCCUCGCAUACUUGUUUCUGGUAUUAAUUGUCACAUUUGGACCCUUCUGUGUUACCUUCCAGGCAAGACUCUUGCUGCUUGAAGAGGGAAUCUGCUGGCCAGUCUUGCCCUCUGCUGUAGCUAUCCUUUCAUUGAAAGCUUGAAGUAGCAGCUGCACCUUAAGAUUAUAACAGCAGGUCUUUGGUUACACCACGGCGAGUGUAGCCCGACUCCAGCUAGCGAAGCAGUGACACCACUUGUCACAAAGUCAGUUUGGCUUUUUGUGAUGGCUUACUCUUACCUGUGACUAGAAUCGAGAAGCAAAACUGGUGGCAGUAUGCGUACUGUCAUGUAGCAAAACUGAAUUGCUGAUCCUUAAACCAGUGCUCAGAUCUGCCUAGGGUUUUUUUCCCAGUGUGCUCUGGAUACUUGACUUGACCUGCAGGAAUGCCAUGGAGGGGUUAUUGGCACAUCUGCCUCGUCCUGCGUACUCGAACUGGCAGGUUUUUGACACUCUUGGAGCAAGCGGUUUGUGACUGAACCAUGGGUCUCAUACCAGCUCUGACUGUCUGCAGUAAUGAAACUCGGUGUGGUAGUUAACUUAAAAGCAAAUAGUCAUGUCUGCUCUAAGUCAGUCUGUAACAAGUGGGUACCAGAAAUGACAUUAAAGUGCUUGCAUUGUGUUUCAUCUUGGUUUUAUCUGUGUGUGAAAUACACUUUUUCUCAAAAGCUUAUCUGAAGCUCAGAAGUGUGGUGUCAGAAUACAUCUGCGUACUGCUAGGCCCUCAGAUCCAGAUACUGGUGCUGUCAGGAGAGAGCACAGCACAGCGUGUAUGGGGGCUUCACUGUAACAUUAAGCAUACAAAGUGUUGAUUUGCUUGCAGUUUUCCCCCAUAGCUAAACACUGAGGCCUGUGAGUAGUUUUAGGACUCGAGCAGUAAUGGGGUUGCAUGUCUCUGUUAAUCAUUGCCAGCUGCAGUGACAUGACCAGGAAGGCCAGUGUUUCAUUCCAUUCUGUUCAAUGAGGCUAAGCCUGUUGGAAAGGAUGCAUAAAAAGUAUGCUGUCGUGGGUAAUUCCUUGGCUUCUUCCACUACUAGCAAGUUUGGAAUCAACUAAUUAGCUUCAGAUUUUUUUUUCCUCUCCAUACCAGCUAGUGGGGCUGUUAAAUAGCUGCUUACUGGAAAAGGCAAAAAAGGGAGGAUUGGCCUUCUCCCACCUCUGUCAUUGCUGCUAGAUAAUGAUUGACACGUUAGGACUUGGCUGUGCAAUCCCGCAGUGGUCUGUGAAUACCCCAUCUCUAUAAAUGUUGCUUCUGAACACCAGUACUGAAGAGCUAACUGGGGAGGGUGGGGAGGAGCGUGGCUAGAAGUGAAUCUGGAGUGUUAAAAGGAUGCACAAAGAUAUAGUAUCCCUUAUGCAUGGUGUUUGUUGCUAUGGCAUAGAAAACAAAAUGUGCAUACUCUACCUCUGCUCCUGAGGGCCAUGAUAAAACCCAGGUGGUGGGUUUGAGACUAAACUUCUCCCUGCCUGGUCGGAUCACAUUGUGACCAUGGUGUGAUCUGCCUCCCAGCUAGAGGUGUGUACUGCAUCCCUUGGCUGCUCAGCAUUGCAGUUUGCCCUCAGCUCCAGUAAAAGGCUGGGUCUUGAGAAGGGAGGAAUCUGUUGCCGAGGUCCAAAGCAGUAGUCUCACAAUGCUAACCUCUAGUGUCUUCUUUUAGCUUUUGAAGCACUUCUAGGACUAUUGAACCUGAGGGCUGCCAGGAGUCCAGGGACAUUGCCCUCCUUCAUGAAGGGGAAGAAAGAGGGUGUUACUAAGGAGACAAACUAGGGUAAAAGAGUUGAAGUAGCUUGACAAAAUUGUGAAUGCCUUCACAUAAGGGAUAGUAUACCUCUGGCUGCCAUCAAACUUCUUGUACUCAGACUGGUGAUUUACGGUUUGUGCUCAGACAAGGUGCAGUUCUUGAGUCAACUACCUGCAUAUUCCUUCAUCUCUUCACAAGUGGUUAGGUUAGCCUGUUUCUGCCCCUUAUUCUUCCACUUAAUAUCUCGGAAUAAUUUAUAAAUCCCCCCUCAUAACUAAUGAGUCCAUGUAUUUGAAAACCUUAUUUUUAAGUUAGUAUUGAAAUGGUCAGAAUUUUCUGUGUGUUACUAUAGUAACUUUGGUUGUUAUCCUUUAGGUGAAGAUGAAGGCUGAGUGAAAGCGGUGUGCUCAUCCCUGGGAAGUAAGCAUAACUUCUGGUCUUGUUCUGAGCGGGUGAAGUAACGAAGGCUUCUGGGCAUUGACCUUCACCUUUGAAUCGUUCAGGAGCCGAGCAUGAGCACAUCCAGCACGGUGCCCAGUGGUACGAGGAGGGACCAGGAGAGCAAGAGAAAUGGAGAUGAAGUCUGAACGCAGGGAAGAGGAGCCAGGAACACACAACUUUCAAAAAUAAAACAUUUAAUAUUUUUAUAA
Messenger RNA from Strigops habroptila (Kakapo), 8518 nucleotides. RefSeq names its product splicing factor proline and glutamine rich (gene SFPQ). Gene Ontology annotation, biological process: regulation of DNA-templated transcription. The coding region runs from base 110 to 2050 and encodes 646 amino acids. The transcript has 12 exons. NCBI's taxonomy places the organism in Eukaryota, Metazoa, Chordata, Aves, Psittaciformes, Psittacidae. Gene Ontology annotation, molecular function: RNA binding. Gene Ontology annotation, cellular component: nucleus. The record is from RefSeq and is a predicted model, not a curated record.